Chenopodium quinoa (quinoa) is the source of this 2120-nucleotide messenger RNA. RefSeq names its product E3 ubiquitin-protein ligase At1g12760-like. The transcript has 5 exons. NCBI's taxonomy places the organism in Eukaryota, Viridiplantae, Streptophyta, Magnoliopsida, Caryophyllales, Amaranthaceae. Bases 356 to 1639 code for a protein of 427 amino acids. The record is from RefSeq and is a predicted model, not a curated record.
UUUCCUUUUUAUUUUUAUUUUUAUUUUUGCCAUUUGUUGAAUUUGCGUAAAUCUUGUAAACUCCCAAAAAAAUUAAAAAUAAGAAGAAAAAAAAAAAUAAAUAAAUCAAACCCCGGUGUUUAAAACCCCAUAAAAAAUCACUGCAAAAUUAUUAUCCUCAUUAAUUUUUUGUUAUCAGCAUUUUUAUGAAGGACCAGGGUUAAGAUUCAGUGUACCUUUUAGACUAGUCAAUAGCUUGUUAUUGGUGGUAUCAAGUUAUCGCAUUAGGCAGGCUCAUUAGUGAACAUUUUGAUUUCUACGGUCUUAAAUCGAAUCUCCAUGCAUUCAUUCCUCCCGUUUCUAUAGGUUGUCUUGAAUGGACCUGCGGUUUGCAGAUUAUCAAUGUAAUAGCCAAUCUGAUAAAUACCCGUUAUUGAUGGAGCAACCAGAAAGAAGAAAUGAGAAUGAGCAUGUGAUUGACAUAAGGAGGAGUUUAGAGGCAGCUUCUUCUGGUUCUGCUCAUGAUAGAAUUUCUAAUGAGUUGGACUCUACUCAACCUGAAGACAGGCCUUCAAGUAGUGCCAGGGCUUCCGUUUCUCAGCUUUCACUUCCUCUUUCCAACAUUUCAACCUCCAGGAAUUCAUCAAGCAGAAGAGGGAAUGGUCAUAGCCGAAGGCGCAGAAGCCCACUAAAUUCAGGGUUGUGGAUAUCUAUUGAACUAGCUCUCACCUUAGGUCAGAUUGUGGCUUCUAUCAUAGUAUUAUCUUUGUCGAGGCACGAGCAUCCACGAACUCCAUUAUUUGCUUGGAUUGUGGGUUAUGCUACAGGGUGUGUUGCAACUCUCCCUCUUCUCUACUGGCGUUAUCUUCAUCGUAACCAAUCUUCCGAACAAGAUGUUUCGCUAUCCAGACAACCUUCUUCUAAUGGUAAUCCAGCUGUUGGACAUUCAUCUUCUCUUACUACACAAGUUAUAGAAGAUGAUAACCAUACCAGUAAUUCCAACAGAAGUGCAAGUGCUUUAAGUGUCGCAAUGGGAAAUGCCAGGCUAAAGGUCUCAAUUGAGUACUUUAAGAUGGCCCUAGACUGCUUCUUUGCAAUCUGGUUCGUGGUUGGUAAUGUGUGGAUCUUUGGGGGUCAUGCUUCUUCUACUGAAGCUCCCAACUUGUACAGGUUAUGUAUAGUGUUCCUCAUCUUCAGCUGCAUAGGAUAUGCUAUGCCAUUUAUUCUCUGUGCAACAAUUUGCUGCUGUCUUCCAUGUAUAAUAUCUGUACUAGGCUUUAGGGAAGAUUUAAACCAAACCCGAGGAGCAACAACGGAGUCAAUUAAUGCUCUUCCAAUCUACAAAUAUAAGUUAAAGAAAAACAGACACAAUGACGGUGGUAAUGAGGCUGGGGUAGUAGCUGCAGGAACAGAGAAGGAACGCGUAAUAUCAGGAGAAGAUGCUGUUUGUUGCAUAUGCUUGGCGAAAUAUGCAAACAAUGAUGAACUUAGGGAGUUGCCAUGUACACACUUGUUUCAUAAGGAGUGUGUGGAUAAAUGGCUCAAGAUUAAUGCACUUUGCCCCCUUUGUAAGAACGAAGUGGGUGAGUCUUUGCUCAGUUCACUUGCUGGGGCAACAGCCAGCCUACGACGAGCUGAGAGUAGGGUAGUUAGCAGUUGAGGAGGCAUUGGCUUGUGAUAUGACCAAACCACCCUAUGUUUCUGCAACAUCAGCGCCAAGACUAUAUUAUAUUCAAGUAUUAGAGCCAUUCUCUGGCAUGAUUCGAAGAAGCACCCCAUCAUUUGGAGGUUUUAUCAUGCGGUUUCACUUCCAUUGCUGUCAUGUAUCAUAAUGUCUUAAUUAGACCAGUGUUGAUAGCUAGAGUUGGUUCAUAAACUGAAGAAAAAAGUUGAAAAAGUCUACCUUUUGUAAGAUAUACACACCUUUUCUGUUUUGUUGGUGAUGAUUGGCCAUGUUCUAAAGCUAUUUGGUUCACAAUUUCAUUAUUGUAUAAUGCUAUCUUUAAAAUUACAAUGUGUUUGGAAAAUUAGAAGUGCAGAAAACUCCGGAUCUCUAAGAUUGUGUAUGUUAUUCGGAGGAAAAUCUAUGGAAAAACUACAAUGGAGAAAUGUAUAUAAAGUCUUUAUUUUUGGUGUUGUAA